AUGAGUAAAAAAGGUGACCGAGCUUUCCCGAAGGAUUGCACAUCUGUGAACCGCCACUUUGCAAAAAGUCAAAACACCGCCGGUGGAGUAUUUUAUAUAUAUCCCGAAUCCGAAGACAAAUCUGUCGAAGUUUACUGCGAUCUUGUAACUGAUGGAGGUGGAUGGGUUGUCUUUCAAAGAAGAAUGGAUGGAAAAGAAGACUUUUACAGAGGAUGGAACGACUAUGUCAAUGGAUUCGGCGAAAUGGAUAAAGAAAUGUGGUUAGGCUUGGAAACAAUCCAUCAACUGACUAAAAACAGAAGUUACGAACUAAGAGUUGAUUUGGAAGAUUUUAAUGGGAACACUUCUUAUGCUAAAUAUGGGACGUUCUCAAUCUCAUAUGCAAGCGAUCGAUAUCGGUUAAUACUUGGAGAAUAUUCUGGAAGGGCCGGUGAUUCAUUGGCAUAUCAUAACAAUAUGCAGUUUAGUACAAAAGAUUCUGACAAUGAUCAAGCGUCCGGCAGUUGCGCGAUCACUUGGAGUGGGGCUUGGUGGUACAAUCAGUGUCACAGCUCAAAUCUGAAUGAGAUAUUAUCAAGACGGGCGAAUGAUAAGCGAUCCGUUAAUUGGCAUCCCUGGAAAUUUAAUUUCCAGUCUCUUAAGUUCAGUGAGAUGAAGUUUCGGAAAAGAGCAUAA
This is a messenger RNA of Styela clava, 675 nucleotides long. NCBI's taxonomy places the organism in Eukaryota, Metazoa, Chordata, Ascidiacea, Stolidobranchia, Styelidae. The record is from RefSeq and is a predicted model, not a curated record.